Molecule: messenger RNA, 499 nt
Organism: Musa acuminata subsp. malaccensis (wild Malaysian banana)
Lineage: Eukaryota; Viridiplantae; Streptophyta; Magnoliopsida; Zingiberales; Musaceae
Source: RefSeq, a predicted model, not a curated record
AGCAGCGUUCGUGCCACCGUUCUCGAAGCCGGCGCCAUCGAAAUGGGACGAUGCACAGAAGUGGAUUGCCAGCCCGACAACUAACCGAGGGGGAAGUAAGGCCGGCGGAGGGCAGCCGAAGAAGGGUAGUCUGGCGGGACACAUGAACCGACAUGCAGCUGCGAAGGUUGUCUUGGAUGUGGAGGAAGUAGACACCAAGAGGGUGGACGGGUGCCAAGCAAGCAAGCAAGUCGGUGAGAUUAAGAGUGUGAAUUGGCUGGCCGAGCCUUGUCCUGUUCCGGAUUCAGGGAUGAAGCUUGGAGUUGCUGUGGAGAAUUCAGUGGUUGAUUCUGCCGUCAAUCUUAGUUGGCAUGAUUCAUCAACAUCUCUUCAGAGUGCUACAUCAUUUGUGAUGCCUGCACCAACUGUUACGUGCAUGUCGAUCAGAGAUAUGGGCACAACGGGUGUCUUCGGGCUCCCAACUAGCUUCGGUUUAGGGAAGCUUUCGCCACUUCACUAA